Cooperia oncophora is the source of this 324-nucleotide messenger RNA. NCBI's taxonomy places the organism in Eukaryota, Metazoa, Nematoda, Chromadorea, Rhabditida, Trichostrongylidae. The record is from the annotation of a GenBank genome assembly.
AUGGCCAUGCAAAGCCAAACAGCAAAUUCGCGAUCGCGCGAGGUGAUUUCAAUCCAUGUCGGACAAGCUGGAGUUCAGAUGGGCAAUGCCUGCUGGGAGCUGUAUUGUUUGGAACAUGGUAUCCAGCCGGAUGGCAUUAUGCCUGAAGACGACUCUCUUGGUAUCGAAGAUGACUCAUACAAUACAUUCUUCGCUGAAACAAUGUCUGGCAAGCAUGUGCCAAGGGCUAUAAUGAUCGACUUGGAACCAACACCAAUUGGUAUGCAAUUUACUUGUCAAUUUCCCCACCAAGUAACUAUAUGCGGGCGAAAUUGCCUCAAUUAA